CUCUCUUUCUCUCUCUUUUUCUUUCUGAUGGAGGACUCAAGAAGCGGUUACGGGCAACUGUUCAUUGAAGACUCCGACCUCUAUAACCGCAUUGUUCUCGGUGCCUUCUUGCCUCAUAGCGCGUGGGCUUCACUCCCUCGCUUUUUCCAAACAUGGCUCCGCAACUACAUUGGUGGAGUCCUUCUCUACUUCAUCUCUGGCCUCUUAUGGUGUUUCUACAUUUACUAUUGGAAGCGUAACGUUUAUGUCCCCAAAGAUUCCGUUCCCUCACGUAGAGCCAUGCUCUUGCAAAUUUCUGUGGCAAUGAAAGCCAUGCCUUGGUACUGAUGUUGUGUAUUUAGCAAUUUAUAUGAUUAUUGUAGAGUUUGGUAUUUAUUGGAUGCACAGAGAGCUCCAUGACAUAAAGCCACUUUACAAGUAUCUUCAUGCUACUCAUCAUAUCUAUAACAAGCAGAACACUCUCUCCCCAUUUGCUGGAUUGGCAUUUCACCCUCUUGAUGGGAUACUCCAGGCAUUACCACAUAGCCUUUCUCUAUUUAUUAUCCCAGUCCAUUUUACUGCACAUUUGGCACUCAUAUUCAUCGAAGGCAUCUGGACUGCGAAUAUUCACGACUGCAUUCACGGAAAAGUGUGGUCUAUUAUGGGUGCUGGUUACCACACCAUUCACCAUACCACAUAUCGCCAUAACUACGGCCACUACACCAUAUGGAUGGACUGGAUGUUCGGGACUCUUCGCGACCCUGAGGAGGACGAAGGUAAGGCGAUGUGAUGGGUUUAGUCUUACAUCGAUAUUUGAUUAUCCAUUUUCUUGCUUAGUCUUGAAUUAUCUUUUACUGGAUGGUUGAAAUGUGCUUUUUUUUUUUCAUGUAAAGCAUAAAG
Arachis ipaensis is the source of this 879-nucleotide messenger RNA. Its product is annotated as delta(7)-sterol-C5(6)-desaturase. Lineage: Eukaryota; Viridiplantae; Streptophyta; Magnoliopsida; Fabales; Fabaceae. Gene Ontology annotation, biological process: lipid biosynthetic process. The record is from RefSeq and is a predicted model, not a curated record. Gene Ontology annotation, molecular function: oxidoreductase activity; iron ion binding.